Molecule: messenger RNA, 2389 nt
Organism: Pezoporus occidentalis (night parrot)
Lineage: Eukaryota; Metazoa; Chordata; Aves; Psittaciformes; Psittacidae
Gene: TRAF3IP3
Product: TRAF3 interacting protein 3
Exons: 16
Coding region: 485-2209 (574 amino acids)
Source: RefSeq, a predicted model, not a curated record
UUUUUCCCCUUUCCAAUCUGCAAAAAGCCUUAAAAUAAUAGCAUUACUGUACUUCCCCAAGCUUGGAUUUCUCUACCCCAAAGCAGCUCGGGGAGACUCGGUCAUCAAAUGCCACAAAAGCAGCUCCAUGAACCAGCACCCAACCUGAGCCUGUUGGAGACCACUGCAGGGAGAUGGCCCAAAAGAUAACUGAGCUCUGCUUAGAGAGAAGCUGGGGACAUUGGGGUCCCAAGAUAACCCAAAUCCCACUGCAAGCCUGGCCCCUGCGCCCCGCAGCUGGGCUGUGAGCAGAGACAGGAACCAGGGCUCGGCUGCAACGUUUCCUGUUUUAGAGCAGAGAGCAGCAGAACGAGGUGGUUGGCACAGAGAUGGCAGUUGGAGCGUGUUCAUGCCUGAUAACACCCAGCUUUGCCGUGGACAUUGAGGGGUAGGACAGGACCUUUGGGUCAGCAGGUCAGAGGACCCCGGAGCGGUCACAGACACCAUGAUCAACCAGCCCCAGAAGCCACGGCCGCGGCGCAGGCACGAGAGCUACGAUGAGAAGUGCGAGCGGCGGCACGAGAUGCGGGAGAACCGGCGGCGGCGGCACAACGUGACAGCGUGCCGCCACACCGGGACGGGGACACCGGACCCACUGCAGAGCCCCCGGCAAAGGGAGUUCCUGAGGAGGAGGAUCGGGGUGGAUCACGCUGGAAGGGCGCCGCCGGGACAGCGCAUCCCGCUGGAUCCCUCUGCGCGGUUGGAGCUGAGACCAUCCAUCCUGCUCCAGCACCCAUGGAGCUGCCCCACAUUCCCCCCUGCAUUCUCCCCGCUCGGCCUCAGCAUCCCCUGCAGCACUUCAGCAGAAGCCAUCCCCAGGCGAGGUGUGAACACCCAAGGAACACAGACCCUUACAAACCCAAGGGCAGGAGCAAAAGACUCAAGCCAACAGACAGAUUGUGGAAUAGCAGUUUUAAAUAAGGAAAUGGUGCAGUUAUCCAACUACCUCAAGGAGGCCCUGCACCGUGAGCUGCUGCUCAAGCAGAAGAUGGUGAUUUUGCAGGAGCUUUUCUCCACGUUGCUGCAAGCAUCAGAAAAGUCCUGGCAGGGUCAGCUGAAUGAAGAUAAACUGAAGUGCAAACUAAGGGCGCUUGAAAAUCAGCUGCAGGCUUGCACCCAGAGUUACUCAAAGGAGUGUGUGAAGAAGAUCCUGAUAGACAUGGAGGACCAGAAGCAAACCUACGAGGAGAAGGCAAAAGAGGCUCUUCAGAAGAUGCUGGAGGACAAACUCCAGACUGAACAGCAGCUGCAAAACUCUGAGAGAAGCCUGGCAGUGACGAGAGAGGACCUUGCCUUCUGGAAGGAGCACUACACCACUCUCAAAGCUGAACUGACCCAGAUGACCACGGCGCACACUGAGCUCAAAAACAGCUUCCAUAUUCUGCAGAGCGAACUUCAGCAAGCAGAUGCACAGAAGGAGCAGCUCCACCAGGCCCUGUGCAGGCUGCAGAGCGAGCACUCUGCGCUCCACCAGCGAGCCGGUGCCCUGCGGGAGGACAAUGACCUGAAGGCUGAGCACAUCCGUGCCAUCAAAGAUAAACUGCAAGAAGAACAAAACCAGAGGGUAAAGCUGGAGGCGACAAUCAGCCAUUUGCACAACUUGAUAGAGAACCAGACCAACAAACAGAAGCCCCAGGAGACGAUGGCACAAAGGAAAGACCAGGUUUUCACCACGCAGACCCCACCUCUCACUCCUGCCAAGGAGGAACAAACCCCUCUGUUAGAGCACCCGGAGGAGGAGGAGUGGGGAGAAGAAAGCCUGAAGGAUGAGAUGCAGAAAAGGACAUUCCAGCUUACAGCAAAGGAAAAUGAGGUACACACGGACACACGGGUAGCAGGAGUGAAAGUCCCCCAUCACCGCAGUGCCCAUGCACGGGCGAAGCACUGCAGCCUCUGCGGGAGCCCUGCUGCUGUCGGUGGGUACGGAGGAGAGGGGAUCCCCCCUGCUAACGGCCCCUUGCUGUGCUUGCAGUGCAUGGAGCUGCGCUCGGAGCUGGAGGCCCUGAGCGAGGAAUACCGCUCCUGCCUGACCAGGCUGCGCCAGUGCCGGGAUGAGCUCAACCACUUCCAGAGCAAGCAGGCGAAGCGACAGCGCGGUCACUGGGUCCCCCUCCUGGUGGCAGUGAUAACAAUGGCCAUAGCCUCCUUCCUUGCAAGCUACAGACCAUGAGGGACCUUCUCAGUGAGGGACUUCACCGCAGGAACUGACUUCUUCACCACCAGCAACAUUCCCUCGCUGCAGUGCACCUUCUGCUGCUUCGUACUUGUGUGUUUAGUGUCUAUGGAAGCUUCAUUCCACACUCCUCACCCCAAAUUCCUGCAGCUCCAAUAAAGGCUGGAGAUCCCCCUU